Messenger RNA from Paramacrobiotus metropolitanus, 1164 nucleotides. RefSeq lists its product as uncharacterized. Lineage: Eukaryota; Metazoa; Tardigrada; Eutardigrada; Parachela; Macrobiotidae. The record is from RefSeq and is a predicted model, not a curated record. The transcript has 5 exons. Bases 238 to 1053 code for a protein of 271 amino acids.
UACGCGCAUCGAAACUGUGCUCGCUAUCGGUUUCCUGUAUCGAAUCUGUAGCUUUAUUGCCGUAUCGCUGUACUUGCGUCUCACCGCUUCGAUCGCAUCUUGCCGCGCAUAACGUUUUCUGUACAAGAACCUAUCAGUCCGUACGUUCUCGCUUUUUAACGUCGAAGUUCGGGCAAAAUCUUUCAAAGUUAUGUUUUUUGGUUGAAAGUGGCCUGAUUAUCGCGCUGUAGCUAACGUAUGUGGUACCUGCCUAUCGGUUUUUCUUCGCAGACCGCAGUUAUCUGUGGACGGGCAGCUGAAGUUCUUCGUCAAAUUUCCCCAGCUUUCAAAGCCUUCGUGAGCAAAAUUGUCGGAACGAUGCCUCGUCCUCCCAAAUCUGCUCCCCUGUCUCCCAAAAAGAUGAAGUGGCUUGUAGCUACUCGCAUCGACCGCGAAGAUGAAUUCCGACGCUGUACCAGUAAGGCGAAGUUCUGGUCAAAAGUUUUCCAAGAAAUGCAGAGCGUUUUUAAAGAUGCCCUGGGUAACCGAACCAGCGAAAACCUGAAGAUCUCGUACGAAAAUGCGUGGAAGAAAUAUAAGGCAGAGAAAAAACGAAAAAAUGUCACCGGAGAGAGCGGCGAAGUAAAAUACUAUUUAUUCGAACUAUUUGACAAGACGUACGGAGACCGAGACGAUAUUGCUUUUGCCAAUAAUUCGGUAGCUUUAGGAAGCGGUUCUGCGAGUAGUGCUUUGGAAGAUAUCGGUUGCGAGGACGGUGAAAUGAACCUCAGUGACGACGAUACACCACAGGAUACUCCUGUUGGAUCUCCAGCUGGAAGCGCGGAAAAAGCAAAAAAGGCUAAAAAAAGUGAAAAGCGAAGCGCCGCUGGUGAGACUGUGAAACUCAUGACGCGAUCCGUGGCCAUCAUGGAUGAUAUGCGAACCUCCUUGACUGAGAUGGUCAAACUUGAGAGAAUGAAGGUUGAGCUAGCAAAGUUGAAGUUUGAGCGUCAAUAUAAUGUCGAGGUUGAGCUGGGAGUAGAGGAAGUUGUGGCGGUUUUAGAGGAAGGGUGAAAUUUCUUUAAAGUGAAAUCUUGUGAAACGGGAGUCCCACGUUGUGAGAUUAUUGUGGUAAAUCUGGAGAAAUUCUGGUGUAGUUAUUUUUGUUGUACUCUGGAAGUCACC